AUGCCCUGGGGCAGCACCCAGGACUUCACCACCCUGAUCCCUGAGAAUGAGGCAGAUGUCUUCAAGUGAGUGAUCUGGAAGGAGUUCCAGGAGCUGCACAGGUACAUUGGUGAGGAGAAGGUCACCUUCUUGGAGAGCACCGAGGGGAAGGCAGCCCAGCUCAUCAGCUCCAUUGAGUCCCAGGUUAAGCAGACAUCAGAUGCCCUGCAGAGGCUUACAGAGAUGCAGAGCUCUCCAGAGGCCCUCAGCAAUGAAAACCAGCUUGAUUCCAUCCAGAAAUACAGCUCCUCCCAGUUCAGGUCAGAGCUCAACAGCUUGCACACCAGUGAUGGCAUCUUUAGCCCCAUGUCCUUCAAGCCAUGUUUCCACCAAGAUGACAUCAAGAGGACUGUGUGGAAGCUCCUGCACUGCCGUGUCCUGCCAGGUACCAACCUACUGAAGCUGGACCCAGUGACAGCACAUCCCCUCCUGGAGCUCUUCAGGGGGAACACAGUAGUGCAGUGUGGGCUCUAUCAGUGCCGGGACAGCAACCCCAAGCGUUUCAAUGCCAGCAACUGCAUCCUCACCUCCAAAGGCUUCUCCUGUGGCCUCCAGCACUACUGGGAGGUGAUUGUGGGCACCAGGAAGCACUGGGGUGUGGGCAUCAUCAAAGGCACGGUCAGCCACAAAGGGAAGCUCAGCAGGUCUCCUGAGAAUGGUGUGUGGCUCACAGGCCUGAAGGAAGGGAAGAUCUAUGAGGCCUUCAGCACCCUGUGGGCCACCCUGCCCCUCACCAGCCAGCCCCAGUGCCUUGGCAUCUACCUGCACCACGAGAAGGGAGAGCUCCCCUUCUACAGUGCUGACAACCCCAACGAGGUCAGCCCCAUCUACACCUUCCAGGCCAAGUUCAAGGGUCAGCUCUACCCCAUCGUGGACCUGUUCUGGUCAGAGCGAGGCCCUGCUUCCCCCCCCAUCAUCCUGCCAGUGCCUGCUGCCAGCCAGCAUCCCCGGGCACCAGACACACACCCUGCCCCAGAGGAACCCACCAAGCCACAGCCCAGCUGGAGGGAUGAGGCUGGGGCUGGAGGGCUGGGGCUGUCCCGAGGCUGCAGCAGGGGACAGUCAGGGUUGUCCUGA
Calypte anna (Anna's hummingbird) is the source of this 1116-nucleotide messenger RNA. It is a transcript of the gene TRIM50, whose product is annotated as tripartite motif containing 50. Gene Ontology annotation, molecular function: protein binding. The record is from RefSeq and is a predicted model, not a curated record. NCBI's taxonomy places the organism in Eukaryota, Metazoa, Chordata, Aves, Apodiformes, Trochilidae.